Nothobranchius furzeri (turquoise killifish) is the source of this 1947-nucleotide messenger RNA. It is a transcript of the gene ntan1, whose product is annotated as N-terminal asparagine amidase. Gene Ontology annotation, molecular function: protein-N-terminal asparagine amidohydrolase activity. Lineage: Eukaryota; Metazoa; Chordata; Actinopteri; Cyprinodontiformes; Nothobranchiidae. Gene Ontology annotation, biological process: ubiquitin-dependent protein catabolic process. Gene Ontology annotation, cellular component: nucleus. The record is from RefSeq and is a predicted model, not a curated record.
GUCCAUGCGUUUCACGAGGAAACGAAGAAGACAACAGCUGCAGGAAGUUAAAGUCGAGAUGAGACAGACAGGCGUUUGGACGUGACGUUUUUAAGUUAUUGACAUUUUUAAAGCAUGAACUAGCUGAUUAUCAAGUGACGCUCGUUAAAGAAAUGCCUUUGUUCAUUCAGGGUAGAGAACUUGGCCGCAUAAGGUCGACAGAGGAGUUGUUCAGCAAAUAUCCACAUUUACAGGAACAUGCUAGAACCUUUCGCUCCAGGCCUCUGGUUGAAGUGGACCCAAAGUGCCUCCUGUAUGUUCAGCAAAGAGAGUUUGCAACAACAACACCAGCAGACGAGUAUGUUUCGGUCAUUGGGUCAGACGAUGCUACAACCUGUCAUUUGGUUGUGCUUCGACACACUGGAAGUGGAGCUGCGUGCCUUGCUCACUGUGAUGGCUCCAGAACCUGGUCUGAGGUCCAACUCAUUGUGAAAGCAGUUGCAUCAUUGAGAAAUGUCUUUAAGGAUGGCCGAUUUGAGCUCCAUCUGGUUGGGGGUUUUAAUGAUGACGCAAGAACCUCCCAUAAACUCAGCCUUAGUAUUCUCGCAGCAUUCCAGAAGCAGGAGCAGGAUAUUCACCUGGAAACGUGCUGCAUCACAGGUAACUGUUCCCUUCAUGGAUGCAGUCAUCGUGGCUCUAAAUCAGACUUCAUCUGUUUAAACUUUUAUGUUUCAGACAUGAAUGACAUGGUUGAAAAUGGAAUUCAUAAACCAGUUGUGUACGGAAUAGGUGUAAAUGUUAAAACUGGGGAAGUGUUCCCCGCCUCGUUCCCUCAGAAAGGACCUGCAGAGGAGCUGAGAUCAGCACGGACUUUCACUGGGGGACAGAUGGCUGACAUAUAUGACUCGGACCAUGGGCUUGUUAAAAUUGACCCAUGCAAGUGGUCUCCUGACAUGGACAUUGCCUUGUGGUUGUCGCAAAGUGAUGAUACAAUUUUAAAGUGCCUUUCCACGUCUCCGAUGGCUGAGCCGCCACACUUUGUCCAGCACAUAAAGUCGACCAUCCAGUUCAUUUUAGCGCACCCAAAUUCUGACAGCUUGUUUCCAGGCCGUCAGCCUCAGCUAUACCACAGGAACCAGAGCGGAGACUGGGAGAGGCUCCUCCGGUCGUAGCUCCCUCUUUGUUUCUGACCGGUUCCUGCCUCUCGUUUCAACAGAAACACUGUGACCCUUAAACUCAUCGUCUGUUUGACUGUUGUGUCGUAACGUGGAGUGCUUUACGGAUCCCGCACAUCAGCUGUCUUACUGUCCUGCUAGACCACUCUUAUCUCCACUCCUAUGAGUUGAAACGCAGCCUGCGCCUUGCACCACCUUCUGUGUUUUUAAGUGUUUUUUAUUGUAAUGGACACGGUGGAACAUUUUUAUCUUCUUUGAUUCAUAAAUAGUAAUUGCUUGUUCCACUUAUUGUUCAGUUUGAGGCAGUGCAGCGUAAGUCCACCUGACCUCUGAUUGUGAGCCAUUUUGGUGCCAAAAGUUCAGACGAGAAGCAAAAUGACCUUUAUGAUUAGACGACGUAUUAUGGUACAGCACCACACAGGAAAGUAAUUAAAAACGUAUUUCUAAAGGCAGCGAUUGUAGGUUUCAGGUUUAUAUUAUUUGGACUCUGUGUUUAUUAAGCAUUUGUCCAUGAUUAUAGUUGAGCCUAAACAUCUAAACAGCAAAAGUAAAUAUAUGACAUUAAUGUACCUUUUAUAUUAGAGCUUUCAGGUUUUCCUCUUAAAGAAACCAUAAACGAUAUUUAGUGGCGUCCUCCGCAUCCCGCUCUACACUCGCCUUUGAUUGUGUUUGUGUCAGAAACUGCACGCGUGUGCAUCUUUUGCUUUUAUAAGGAAUGACAUAAAUUCUUGUUGAGUGCAAUAAAAAUGUGUUUAUGAGUUUUCUCUGAUCAUUAAAACAGAUCAAAUCUGAA